AUGGGGGUGCUUGCUGAUUUCCAUGGGGGGCUUGGCAACCUUACUUUCAGCAGCAAGGAUGUUUCAAACAUGAGGACACACUUGAGAGGAGGUCUCACCUACAGGGAUAUGGAUGCAACAUUAGAGUAUUUUCAAAAGCAACAAGUUGAAAGUCCUUCCUUCUAUUAUGCAACGAUGAUUGAUGAUAAUAAUGUUGUUAGAGGAUUGUUUUGGGUAGAUGGGAGGACUAGAGAGCUGUACAAGAGUUUUGGAGAUUGCAUUUUCUUUGACACAACAUAUUGCACCAACAGAUACGACAUGCCAUUUGCACCAAUUGUUGGGAUAAAUAACCAUUUGCAUAGCAUACUACUUGGAUUUGCAAUGUUGCCAGAUGAGACAACGGAAACAUUUGUUUGGGUGCUAGAAAGGUUGAAGGGAGCGAUGGGUGGGCAUGAACCAACCAACAUAAUGACAGACCGGGAUAAAGCAAUGAAAGCAGCAGUAGCAAUAGUGUUCCCUAAUGCAACACACAGAUGUUGCAAGUGGCAUGUCCUGAGCAAGGUUAAUGAUAAGCUUGCUUGGCUUAUUAGUGAGGAAGAAGACUUUGCAAAGGAGUUUGACUACUGUGUGAACAGGACUGAAACACCAGAAGAAUUCGAGAUGUUGUGGGCAAGCAUAGAGGACAAAUACCACUUGCAGGAAAAUGAAUUCUUUCAAAGUAUGUCUGGUACAAGGAGGAUGUGGGCGCCUGCGUACUUCAGAAAUGACUUCUUCCCCUUCAAAGGCACAACAGGAAGAUCAGAAAGCAUGAAUUCAUUGUUCAAGAAAGUUGUUCACCCUUAG
Setaria italica (foxtail millet) is the source of this 822-nucleotide messenger RNA. Its product is annotated as protein FAR1-RELATED SEQUENCE 5-like. The transcript has a single exon. The record is from RefSeq and is a predicted model, not a curated record. The coding region runs from base 1 to 822 and encodes 273 amino acids. Lineage: Eukaryota; Viridiplantae; Streptophyta; Magnoliopsida; Poales; Poaceae. Gene Ontology annotation, biological process: regulation of DNA-templated transcription.